Molecule: messenger RNA, 2082 nt
Organism: Onychostoma macrolepis
Lineage: Eukaryota; Metazoa; Chordata; Actinopteri; Cypriniformes; Cyprinidae
Product: gastrula zinc finger protein XlCGF57.1-like
Exons: 2
Coding region: 233-1474 (413 amino acids)
Biological process (GO): regulation of transcription by RNA polymerase II
Molecular function (GO): RNA polymerase II cis-regulatory region sequence-specific DNA binding; DNA-binding transcription factor activity
Source: RefSeq, a predicted model, not a curated record
GCAUUAAACUUAAGAGGAAGAAGAUUAGUUUCACCGCGCUCUCUGUUGUUUUGUCAUGAUGCUGGUUUAAUACAAACUGUUAGAAAAUUUAGUUUCUGUGAGUACAAAAAUACAGUUUUUGAAUCAGGUCAGUAAAUCAGUAACCUUGUGUAAUAUUCUCAUCCUCACAGUUUUGAAGCAAGCAGGAAUAUCUGGAGGAGUAUCAUCUGAACUGAGAUCUGCUGCUGUGAAGAUGGUGUUUGUUAAAGAGGAGAGUGAAGAGAACACGAGUGAACCAGAAACCUGGAGAAUAAAACACGAGGAACCAGAAACCUGGAGAAUAAAACACGAGGAACCAGAAACCUGGAGAAUAAAACACGAGGAACCAGACACAUGGAGAAUAAAACACGAGGAACCAGACACAUGGAGAAUAAAACACGAGGAACAAGGAGGCCUGAAGAAAAUGAAAGAAGAAAGAAGACGAGAUCUGAAUGAGGUGGAGGAGAAAUAUCAGGAUCACAAAGAUCAUGACGUCAAUGGAGAAAAAUCAUUGAGUUGCAGCAUUCAAAUAACAGACGUCAAAAAGCCUUUCAGCUGCUCUCAGUGUGGAAACACUUACAAACAUAAAAGAAACCUUAUGAAACACAUGAGAAUGCAUAGUGAGGAAAAGAGUUUUACACAGAAAGGACAGCUUAAGGAUCAUUUGGUAAGUCAUUCUUCAGAAAAGCCUUUUACCUGCUUUCAGUGUGGAAAGUCUUUCACACAUAAAGGAACCUUUAUGAAACACAUGAGAAUCCAUACUGGGGAAAAGCCUUUCAGCUGCUCUCAGUGUGGAAACACUUUCACGUGUAACAAAAACCUUAAGGAUCACAUGUUAAUUCAUGCUGGGAUAAAGCCUUUCAGCUGCUCUCAGUGUGGAAAGAGUUUUACGCAGAAAGGACACCUUGAGAAUCAUUUGGUAACUCACACUUCAGAAAAGCCUUUCACCUGCUCUCAGUGUGGAAACACUUUCACACGUAAAGCAAACCUUAAGAAACACAUGUUAAUUCAUGCUGGAAUCAAGCCUUUUACCUGCUCCCAGUGUGGAAAGAGUUUUGUAUGUAAAGAAAUCCUGAGGAAUCACAUGUUAAUUCAUACUGGGACAAGGCCGUUCAGCUGCUCUCAGUGUGAAAAGACUUUUACACAGAAAGGACACUUUAAUGAGCAUUUGUUAACUCACUCUUCAGAAAACCCUUUCACUUGCUCUCACUGUGGAAAGUCUUUCACAUGUAAAGGAUACCUUAAGACUCACAUGUUAAUUCAUGCAGAAAUAAAGCCUUUCAGCUGCUCUCAGUGUGGAAAGAGUUUCAUAUGUAAAGGAAUCCUGAGGAAUCACAUGCUAAUUCAUACUGGGUUAAGGCCUUUCAGCUGCUCUCAGUGUGGAAAGACUUUUACACAGAAAGGACACCUUAAGGUUCACGCUGCCAAAACACAUUUAUGUUCAAACAACAUGUAAAAGUGAUUUUUUGCAUCUGAUGACUGAAACUUGUGUGCUGUGUAGGGGUAGAUAUUGUUAAGGUUUUAAAGGUAUUACUGCUCUUACUGUCAAUGCUGACCCAUCUGAUAUUUUAACAGUAUUCCUGUUGGUUCUUUUUGUUAUUUAAAAUUUCUCAGUCCCUUUGGCCCAAUUUGUAGGAUGUGAACUUUUUUCUCAAAACUAAUAAACUAUGAAAUAUGUUAAGCUCUCUGAACAAUUAGUGUCUUGUUCACACCAGAUUUGAAUUUCUUAUUAAUUUAAGCAAACUGCUGGUGUUCUAGCAUGUAUGCAAAAGGUUAAGCAUUACAGUUUCCACCAUAACUAAAUGAACAUGGCUUCUUGAUUCUCAGACAAAUUACAUAUAUUUUUGUUUUCAUCAUGUGAGUCUUCUCAUACAAAAUGAUCCAAAAUCUGUCAAAUGUACUUGUAGCAAUAUUUUUCCCUCUCUCUUUGAUUGAUGUCAUUUUAUGGCAAUUUUCUGUUUACUAUAUGUGUCUCUUCAUGAAAUAAAUAUGUAAAAUAGACACGCAAAUGACUUUUCUGUUUGCAUGCAACACACUACCACACAAAUAAAUGUACUGUAUGAA